Molecule: messenger RNA, 1257 nt
Organism: Phoenix dactylifera (date palm)
Lineage: Eukaryota; Viridiplantae; Streptophyta; Magnoliopsida; Arecales; Arecaceae
Product: transcription factor MYB73-like
Biological process (GO): regulation of DNA-templated transcription
Cellular component (GO): nucleus
Molecular function (GO): DNA-binding transcription factor activity, RNA polymerase II-specific; RNA polymerase II cis-regulatory region sequence-specific DNA binding
Source: RefSeq, a predicted model, not a curated record
CCCCUUAUCCUCUUCGCAUCCUGCUGCCUCUGAUCAUCUCCAAUCGAGGAAAUCUGAACAGCAGCAAAGCACCUUCCUGAGUGAUGGGAUCGUCAGCUGGAGCCAUUGAAUCCGAUGACACCAAGGUUUGCCCUCGCGGGCACUGGAGACCUGGCGAAGACGAGAAGCUGAGGCAGCUUGUCGAGCAGUACGGUCCUCAGAACUGGAACUCAAUCGCUGAGAAGCUGCAAGGAAGAUCAGGAAAGAGCUGUAGGUUGAGGUGGUUUAACCAACUAGACCCGAGAAUUAACAAGAGACCAUUCACGGAGGAAGAGGAAGAGAGGCUCCUCACAGCUCAUCGCAUUCAUGGAAAUAAGUGGGCGUUGAUAUCCCGACUUUUCCCUGGGAGGACCGAUAAUGCUGUGAAGAACCAUUGGCAUGUGAUCAUGGCUCGACGGCACAGAGAGCGAUCGAGGCUCUUUGGCAAGAGAAGUUGUCAGGAUCACAUCCUCAGCAGCUCCGAUCGUACUGCGAAUGGCCUUUUUGCUUCAUGCUCAGCUCCUCAAGAGGGAAGCAACUCAAAUCACAUCCAGUUUAAUGCUUGUAGACUCUUUGAGUUUGGAAGCUCCACCAGUGAUAGGUUCCCUGCGUCACCUUCAAGCUUAUCACUUCCUUGGGCCUUCUCUGGAUCGAAUAUCUCCUCAUCACGUCAAAUUUUUGGCGCUCAGAGAAGGAACUUCUAUAGUCCUAAAUAUAAUUAUGAUGUUCUCCAGAGAUCCCAUUUCCAUGACCAGUCCCUUCGCCCUUCUCAUCAUACUUACAGGAGUUUCAAUGCAUUGUGCGACGCAGGCUACACCCGGGUGGUUCCUCAUUCUAUCAGAUUCUCCGGCACAAGCGAUGGUUGUGGAAGUGAGGUAGUGAGUGCAAGUGAAUUAAUUAGACUUGGGGAUUCUUCAGCUAGAGCAAUGAACCGUAGAACUGAUAAUAACCAGCAAGAUGAUGGCGACGAGUCCUUGAAACGCAAGCAUAUUCCCUUUAUCGAUUUCUUGGGUGUUGGGAUCUCCUCUUGAAUUCAAAAAUUAUCGCAGAUCUGCAUACUUGGAGUUAGGUUAGAUAGCUAAAUUAGGAGAGAGAACCAUGUUGGCAAUGGUUUUUGUUUGCAGUGUGUUGGUAUCAUGAAAUUUUCAUGGUUCUAUCACAAGCUAAUAUUUAUUCUGAACUAUCAAAACUUCCAGUUCAUUAAUUUAUCGAUGCUUUUGAUCUUGUUGAUUUGAUCAU